CUCUGAUCUUUCACACAUAGGCACACACAAGACAAACGUCGGGGUAACAUUUAAGUCUAGAAGCGAGUUUGUUAGCAGCAUUCACACGUUCGAAUGUGCAUAAGGCGAUACCUCAGCAGAGGAAAAAUAGAAAGAUAGAGGUUCACACUCAACCAAUAAUGAAUGGACAACAAGAAGUUAGACAGUUGCAGAUUAAAAAGGAUUUUAGGGAGAUGUAUAGGCAAGGACAUGAGUACAUAACAGACUUGCUGCACAAGAUGGAAGAUGUGAGACCUCAGGUCGUCAAGAAGCUCGGUGCAUCAAGAGGAAAUAAACAGUUGCUAGCAGUGUUUAAUGACACCCUGCUAGAAACUGAAAAAACGCUUCAAGAACAGGACACUAAACAAUCAGAGUUGCAGUGGAAGCUCCAUGAACUGGAAGCAACACUCAGAGAGAUGCAGCACAAACUUCAUGAUGCCGAGAAUAAAAAUGAAGGCUUGCAAGCAAGGCUUGAUGAAGUGCUGCUAAAAAAUGAAGAAAUACUUAAAGUGAAUGAACAACAGGAAGCUAAACACACAAAAGUGAGGCACAAACUUCACGACACCGAGAGUAAAAAUGAAGGCUUGCAAGCAAGGCUUGACGAAGCACUGCUAAAAAAUGAAGAAAUACUUAAAGUGAAUGAACAACAGGACGCUAAAAACGCAGGGUUGGAAUACAAGCUCCAUGAACUGGAAGGGACACACAGAGCGAUGGAGCUCAAAUGUCACGACACUGAGAAAAAAAAUGAAGACUUGGAAGCAACGCUCAAGGAAGCCGUGCUAAAAAAUGACCAAAUCCUUAAAGAGAAGGAAAAAGAGAAAGGUAAACACACAGAGUUGCAAUGCAAGUUUGAUAGACUGGAAGUGACACACAGAGAUGUCCAGUACAAGUUCAGUGAAUUGAAAGGGACACACAGAGAGGUGCAGCUCAUACUUCACAAAAGCCUUAAAAAAUCUGAAGACUUGCAAGCAAUGCUUGAUGAAGCCCUGCUAAAAAAUAAAGAAAUGCUUAAAGAAAAGAAAGAACAGGAAGGUAAACACAAGGACUUGCAAAGCAAGUUCAAUGAACUGGAAGGUAAACACACGGAGUUGCAAAGCAAGUUCAAUGAACUGGAAGGUAAACACACGGACUUGCAAUGCAAGUUCAAUGAAUUGGAAGGUAAACACACGGAGUUGCAAAGCAAGUUCAAUGAACUGGAAGGUAAACACACGGAGUUGCAAUGCAAGUUCAAUGAACUGGAAGAGACGCACAGAGAGAUGCAGCGCAAACUUCACAACACCAAGAAGGAAAAUGAUGGCUUGCAAGCAAAUCUUGAUGAAGCGCUGCUAAAAAUUGAAGAAAUGCUUAAAGAAAAGAAAGAACAGGAAAGUAAACACACAGACGUGGAGUGCAAACUCCACAAACUGGAAGGGACAAACAGAGAGGUGCAGCGCAAACUUCACGACACCAAGAAGGAAAAUGAAGACUUGCAAGCAAAUCUUGAUGAAGCACUGCUAAAAAAUGAAGAAAUGCUUAAAGAAAAGAAAGAACAAGAAGCUAAACACUUGAAGGUGCAGUGCAACCUCCAUGAACUGGAAGUGAGGCACAGAGAGCUGGAGUGCAAACAUCACAACACAAAGAAUGAAAAUGAAGACUUGAAAGCAAAGCUUGAUGAAGUGCUGCUAAAAAAUAAAGAAAUGCUUAAAGAAAAGAAAGAACAAGAAGCUAAACACACGGACGUGCAGUGCAAUCUCCACAAACUGGAAGUGACUCACAAUGAGGUGCAGCGCAAACUUCACGACACCAAGAAAAAAAAUGAAGGCUUGCAAGCAAAUCUUGAUGAAGCCCUGCUAAAAAAUGAAGAAAUGCUUAAAGAAAAGGAAGAACAGGAAGCUAAACUCUUGGAGGUGCAGUGCAACCUCCAUGAACUGGAAGCGACUCACAGAGAGCUGGAGUGCCAACAUCACAAUACAAUGAAAGAAAAUGAAGUCUUGAAAGCAAAGCUUGAUGAAGCCCUGCUAAAAAAUGAAAAAAUCCUUAAAGCAAAGAAAAAACAGGAAGAUAAACACAAGGAGGUGCCGUGCCAGAUCCAUGAGCUGGAAGUGAAAUACAAAGAGGUGCAGAGCAAAUUUCACGACACCAAGAAAAGAAGUGAAGGCUUCCAAGCAAAGCUUCAUGAAGCCCUGCUAAAAAAUACCGAAAUGCUUAAAGAAAAUAAACAACGGGAAGAUAAACACAUGGAGGUACAGUCCAAGUUCAAUAAACUGCAAGUGACACACACAGACUUGCAGCGCAAAUUUCAGGACACCAAGAAAGAAAAUGAAGGCUUGAAAGCAAAGCUUGAUGAAGUGCUGCUAAAAAAUACCAAAAUGCUUAAAGAAAAUAAACAAUGGGAAGAUAAACACAUGGAGGUACAGUCCAAGUUCAAUAAACUGCAAGUGACACACACAGACUUGCAGCGCAAAUUUCAGGACACCAAGAAAGAAAAUGAAGGCUUGAAAGCAAAGCUUGAUGAAGCGCUGCUAAAAAAUGAACAAAUACCUAAAGUGAAGGAACAACAGGAAGCUAAAUACACAGAGUUGGAACGCAAGCUCCAUAAACAGGAAGUGACAUACAGCCAGGUGCAGACCAAACUUCACAACACAGAGAAAGAAAAUGAAGGCUUGAAUGUGAAGCUUGAUGAAGCCAUGCUAAAAAUUCAACAAAUACUUAAAGAGAAGGAACAACUAAAACAAAGAAAGAGCAAUUUGAAGAAGAAAUGUGCAGAGAAGCAAUGCAAGAUCCAAGAAAUGGUGAAAGAAAAUGCAGAACUGCGAAAUCUCUAUAACAAAAUUCAGCACAAAAACACUGAAAUGCACAAGGAGCUGCAACAACAGGAGGAAACACAUAAAGAAGUGCAGAGGAGAAAUCACGAGUUACAAGACAUGUGUGUCAAACUGCAGCAAAUAAAUAAAGACAUGCACAAGGAACAGAAUGUAGAGAAAGAGAAAUAUAAAAACCUGAAUGAAAAGUAUGCAGAAAACCAGGAAGAAUUAGAAGAACUUGAAAAAAAGUGCAAGAACCUUGAGGAGGAGAAGGUAGAAAAUAUCAGUCAUCUGAGAACACUUGCAUUAGAGAACAAGAAUCUGGAAGAACGCUGCCAGAAAAAGAAAAAGCCCUUCUGGUUUUUCUGGAAGAAAUCUACUGAUUCUUCAGCACCGUGCAGACAAAAUCGUGUUUUCCCGUUAUAACUCUGCUGCUUCUUCAGUUCUACCUGCACAAAACUAGCCUCAUCUUCCUCCAUCUUUAAUCGCAGAAGAAGCUUCAUCCCUUUCUUCUUCCUCCCCUCCCUUCUUCUGUCUCCCCUCUUUUCCUUUUCCUUUCAACCCCCAAACCGGUCUUGACAGAUGACUGCCCCUCCCUGAGCCUGGGUCUGUCGGAGGUUCCUUCCUGUCUACAGGGAGUUUUUCCUCCCCACUGUUGCUUGCUCAUCGGGGAAUGUCGGGGGUUUCUCUUCUCUGUCUCUUUCCCUCU
Molecule: messenger RNA, 3510 nt
Organism: Archocentrus centrarchus (flier cichlid)
Lineage: Eukaryota; Metazoa; Chordata; Actinopteri; Cichliformes; Cichlidae
Product: putative leucine-rich repeat-containing protein DDB_G0290503
Exons: 1
Coding region: 159-3227 (1022 amino acids)
Source: RefSeq, a predicted model, not a curated record